CGCGGGCCGAGCCGGGUCGGGCCGGGCGAGCCGUUAAUCCUGCGGCCGAGCGGGGCUUGCACGAAGCGGCCGGCCGGGCUCCCCCCUCGCGCCGGGCUUCCUCCUGCUCCGCCCUGCAGCGCGCAAGCGGAAGCGGAGUCACACCGGCACUUCCGACCGACCCACACACAGACAGACAAACCGGCGUGAGGCAGCCCUCAGGACCAUGUCUGCUGUGUGGCUCCAGGUCGGACAAUGUGGCAAUCAAAUCGGCCAGGAGUGGUGGCAGCUCCUAACACAGAAAAGUGCGCUGCAGGGAGAGGCAGACAGACACCCGUUUUGUUCCCUGGAUGGAAAGCUCAGCGCUAUCUGUGUGGACAGUGAGCCCAAAGUGGUGAGGAAACUGCAGAAACACGUCAAGCGAGGUUUUUUCAGGGAGUCCAACCUGAUCGUGGGAAAGCAGGGAAGAGGGAAGAACUGGGCAUAUGGGUACCAUGAUGGGUGCUCGGACAGCGAGAGGAGCCUGCUCCAGAGGACGAUGGAGAGUCUACGUAAGGAGGCCGAGCGCAGGGACUGCUACUGCGGGACUGUGCUUUUCCACAGCCUUGGUGGUGGCACGGGAGCUGGCCUCAGUUCCCGGCUGUGCGAGGCCAUCAGAGAUGAGUACUCCCUGGGGCAGAUCCUGGCAGUGACCGUAGCCCCUCACCAGGCUGGCGAGAGCCCUCUCCAGCACUACAACACCUUGCUGUGCCUCGCGUGGCUCCAGAGGCACGCGGACGGCAUCCUCCUGCUCCAGAACGACGAGGUGCUGGCGAGGGCGGGAGCCCCCCACGCAGCUGCCGCCCAGCCCCGGGUCUCUCUCUCCUCCAUGAACGCCUACAUCACCUCCUGCCUCGCCGGGCUCCUCUACCCAGUCGAGGCUUUCAUGGGCAGGGUCAGCAUUGGGAUGGAGCCAUGGGAGCUGUUGAGGGCCGUCUGCCCCGUGCCGGCCAUGAAAUUCCUCUACAUCUCUCAAGCCAGCCAGAGGGGCACGGCGUUUUGGGACAGCCUGGCUUCUUCGGCUGUGCACUACUUACCUCGCGAGUCUCACACCGGGCAACCCCAUCACAGCACAGCCGUGCUCGCGGUAGCCCGCAGCCCUGACGAGGACUCCUUCCUGCGGGCCCACAGCUCGGUGCUGAAGAGGCUGCGCCAGGCCUGCCGGUGCGUCCCCUGGAACCCCUUCUCCAUCGGCUGCUGGACGGACUCUCGCAGCGUCGCGGAGCCGGGAUCUCACAGCCACUCCCUGACCGUCUGCGCCAACCAUGGCAGCUCGGCCGAUUUCCUGCAGCAGGUAGUGGAGAGAGCCCGGGUCAUGUAUCGGGCCGGCGCCUACCUCCACUGGUACUGGCGCCACGGCUGUGAGGAGGAGGAUUUCCGGCAGGCCUUUGACACGCUUCAUUCUGUGAUGGAUGACUACGGACACCUGGGGGAGUAACGCAGGGGCGCCUUCCCCAAGGAAGGGCUGGGCAGGGCGAUCUCUCGUUAAAGGGCUGUGGUUCAGGGUGACCCGGCCGGGAACCAGUACUGUGGCAAGUGGCACUGAUGCCAGAAUGAGCUUCUUGGCUAGUGUGGCAAACAGCCCUGAGCUCCUCUGGCCCAUGGACCUGGCAGGGGAACAGAUGCCCCAUGCCAGUGACACAGGCCCGGGGCAAAUGCUGAGCAGAGGGGUGGCAAGGGCCAGCAUGGUGGAGUCAGCAGAGCUGGGGAAAUCAUUUUCUGUAGCGUGUUCUACCCCGUGGACCCAAAGGAGCAGACAAGGGACAUCUUCAGCCAUCCUGGGCUGACCACAAGCCAGAGCUACGACCUCCCAGGACGCAAGCCAAGGCCCAAAGGCUCCUGCUUGUGUCAGGCUGGGGUGCACAGCUCUGGGAGCACUUCCCUGUUUGCCUGAUAGGCAGGAGGGGGCAUCCCUGGGACUCCUCAUGGCAGGACAGUGGGGCAGACUCUGGCCCCUAAUUCAGCAUCCGGGGAGGGACCUGAGCAUAAGUAAGGCUCUGACGGCUUGUCUGGCCGCAUAUCUCACUCCCGAUCAGUCCUGUCCUGAGACCCAGGAUGGCUUGGAUGGGGGACGGGGCUUCCUGCAUCCACCAAAAGCCUGGGGCAAAGCCUGGCCUGCCCUGGGGCACAGUGAGGGGUGUCGCUGGGAGGGCUCCUCCUGCAAGGCCCCCAGCGGACAGCAGCUUCCCCUGCGAGCUCUCAGAGCUGCCCCAGGGAGUACCAGGCACGCUGGCUGCAGCACACGCCAGGGCAGAAGCUGGCUCGCUUCCUUCUGCUGGCCGCAGUCCCCUGUGGGCGCCAUGCGAUUGCAUCUCUCCCCUCUGCUCUCCAGAUGGGCUCCCACGAACACAAAGUGCCUGGCAGGACAGCUGGCAGAGGAGCUCUGCCGAGUGCGUUGAGCCUCCUCCAGGCAGGGUGCCCAGGGGAAGGGGCUGAGGGUCCUUCCUUGUGGGUCCCUGGGGCUCCCGCAGUUCUGGGCUGCUCCAGGGGCUGGCGCAGGCCCUGGGGGAGCUC
This is a messenger RNA of Alligator sinensis (Chinese alligator), 2532 nucleotides long. Its product is annotated as tubulin gamma chain-like. The coding region runs from base 206 to 1456 and encodes 416 amino acids. NCBI's taxonomy places the organism in Eukaryota, Metazoa, Chordata, Crocodylia, Alligatoridae. Gene Ontology annotation, molecular function: structural constituent of cytoskeleton; GTP binding. Gene Ontology annotation, cellular component: microtubule; cytoplasm. Gene Ontology annotation, biological process: microtubule cytoskeleton organization; mitotic cell cycle. The record is from RefSeq and is a predicted model, not a curated record. The transcript has 11 exons.